Molecule: messenger RNA, 789 nt
Organism: Paraphaeosphaeria sporulosa
Lineage: Eukaryota; Fungi; Ascomycota; Dothideomycetes; Pleosporales; Didymosphaeriaceae
Exons: 2
Coding region: 1-789 (262 amino acids)
Source: RefSeq, a predicted model, not a curated record
AUGGCCCCGGGACUCUUUUGCGUGUGGUCGCAAGCCGACCCAGACACUUCGGCCGAAGUUAACACUGAGGACAAGACGUUCAGCGAUGUGGUCACUAAACUUCCUGGUGUGUCGCUGGGUACGCAGGUCAAGCUCAUGAAGCGACAAGUGAACGAAUACCCUUUCAGCCACGAGAUCCCCUUCAUGACCAUGUACGACAUGCCAGACGUGGAAUAUCGCAACGACGAAGCGUUCAAAGAGGCAGCAAAGGCAUGCGAAAGCCGAGGAGAUAACGCAUGCAAGCCCCGGGUCUACGAGGAGUUCUAUCGACGAGAGGUUGCAGGUUGCGAAGAAAUACACCCGCGAUUAGGCGACAACAUCAGCAUAGUAACCUGCGAGGCGCCUCCCCCGGAAUCGAAAGAAGGGUUCUGGAAGUGGCAGAAGGAGACCUUUACCCCGAGCUUCCUGGACGGCCCGACGUUCCUUCGCGCGAGAAUACUUAAAGAGGUGGGCGGAGAAACAAGAACGGAAAGCGUGAUGCCGUCCGCGCCAUAUUUGUGGAUCUUUGAAUGGGAAGAUGACGAACUCCCCUGGAUCGAGUUGACUGGCGCUGCGCAGUCAGCAGAGUGGGUCAAGUACAUUGAGAAUGGCCUGAUCUUUCAGGGGAUGUGCUAUUACGCGAAGAGAUAUACGGAGAGGUUCGAGAUGACAUUGAGCCCCGGCAACACGGAUUACGAGAACGACGGAACCUCGAGCAUAGAUUCUCGGAGUAUCAUCAGCUUUGAUGGUGACGAGACUAUCGACAAGUGA